GAUUACUUGUAUCUCCAAUUUAACACAUUCUUCAGCCUCAAUUUCCCAAAAGGCAGUGCGGUUAGCGUCACCGUGUUGUUGCGGAAGUGCCGGUCGGGAAACGCUGUGCUAGUGAUUCUGUACGCUGACAGGUGCAUUCAUCCUUCAGAGCAGAUAUUCUUCACUGGUUUUGUGUUGGUAGCGCCGUCGUUUACGUCAAAUAAAAGCGUGAGUGAUGGCAGCUCUCAAAUACGCAGGUAUGGACGAUACAGACAGUGAGGACGAGUUACCUCCCGGAUGGGAAGAGAGAUCUACCAAAGAUGGUUGGGUCUACUAUGCAAACCAUGAUGAGAUGAAGACACAGUGGGAACACCCCAAGACAGGAAAGAAAAAACGUUGUGCUGGAGAUUUACCGUACGGUUGGGAGCAAGAAACAGAUGAAAAAGGACAGAUAAUUUAUGUUGAUCACAUUAACAAGCGGAACACAUACUUUGACCCGCGGCAGGCAUUUACAGUAGAGGAUGUAUUAGUGAAGCCAAAGCGGUACGAUGGAAACACUGCUGCUCUGGAGAUCCUGCAGGGUCGAGAUUUAUCCGACAAGGUUGUCCUCAUCACUGGAGGCAACUCUGGCAUUGGCUUUGAGACAGCGAGGUCUUUUGCUCUUCAUGGCGCCCACGUGAUCCUGGCAUGUAGAAACCUGUCCCGGGCUGGCAAGGCAGUUAACCUCAUUCAGCAGGAGUGGCACAAAGCAAGAGUAGAAGCCAUGAUGUGCGACCUGGCCUCUCUCCGCAGUGUCAAGGAGUUUGCUGAGUCUUACAAGGCAAAGAAACUGCCCAUUCACAUUCUGGUGUGUAAUGCAGCAGUGUGCACUCAGCCCUGGAGCUUGACGGAGGAUGGCCUGGAGUCCACCUUCCAGAUCUGCCAUCUAGGUCACUUCCUGCUCGUACAGUGCCUACAGGACGUGCUGCGCCGCUCGGCCCCCGCCCGUGUUGUGGUGGUAUCUUCCGAGUCCCACAGGUUCACAGACCUGUUAGACUCAUGUGCCAAGGUGGACUUGGCCCUGCUGUCUCCUCCAAAGAAGGAGUACUGGUCCAUGCUGGCUUACAAUCGGGCCAAACUCUGCAACAUCCUCUUCAGCAAUGAGCUCCACCGCCGCCUCUCACCUCACGGUGUCACCUCCAGUGCAGUGCAUCCUGGGAACCUGAUGUACACCUCCAUACACCGGAGCUGGUGGCUGAUGACCUUUCUCUUCACUCUGGCCAGACCUUUCACCAAGUCUAUGCAACAGGGUGCGGCCACCACGGUGUACUGUGCCGUAGCUCCGGAGCUGGAGGGGUUAGGCGGCAUGUACUUCAACAACUGCUUCCGCUGCCAGCCGUCCAGCCAGGCCCUGGACCAGAGCAGCGCUGCCAGCCUGUGGGAGCUGAGUGAGCGCCUGGUCGCAGAGAGGUCAGCAGGUAUACAGGCCCUCUGAUGAACAGAGGAGGAGGUGCACUAGCCAAACAGGAAGUAAAGAGGAAGGAUGGUGUGUCACAGAGAUGUCCAUGUAGGUAUGACUGGAAUAAAAGGUAACUGUCCUCUGACUGCACAUUACAAGAGCUGCCAAACCACGGAAGUCCAUCUGGAUUUGUCACGUCACUACGGGGGCUAAAAACACACUACAUACACAGUACAGGAGGGGUUCAUAUACACUCUAUUGAAUAAAUUAAAGUUUGAGUUGUGUUCAGCUCCACUGUGGUAGUUUACAAUGGGAGGGAGGGGACGGGAGAAGAUUUGGGAGGAAUUCAGGGAUCUCUUUAAGUUUGUCUGUUUUUAUAACUCUCUGAAGUCUUCUCCAUUUCACGACUGUCUAUUUAAAAGAGCAAAGUUCAAAGAAGCAGAUGACCUGUGUUGCUAACAGUACAGGGUUACCUAUUAAGCAUACACUCUAUGGCAUAUGCAUCUGUUCCCAGCAAUAGUGUACUAUAUGGCAAAUAUUGUGUCUUCCCAAUUUAAUUCAGUGUCCUCUUGUCUAGUUCUACAUAGAUGUGGAUGUUUCCUAUUGAGAUACAGAGAGUUGGUUAAUCGUUGUGCUAAAUCUUUUUGGGCAUAGAAGAAAUAAGGAGUAAUGGGCAUGUGACACUCAUGGGUAUAUAAACACACUAGAAGUAUGAUUCUUAUGGCUAUAUACAUUAUUCUGCAAUAAUUUUAUUUCUUAUCAAUGUCCCUAUUAGUUUUCUGUACAGUAUUUACAAUAUCCUGAUUUCUGGGUAUGUGCUAAAGGGGUAUGGACAUCAUAUUUUUUUCUGUUUGCUAUUUGACUCAACCUACACAUUGAUAAUCUAUACUCUGGUAAAUCUAAAUUACAAUUUGGAGGUAUUUGUUGGGUGAUCCGUGUCCAUUUGAAUAGCAAAUACAGAUGGUGGUGAAUCUUAUUUCCAGAGUCCAGGACCUUUAAUUUCUGUAUCUUCCCUUGUUGUUGGAGUAGAAGAAUGUGAGCGAUUUCAGUCCCAUGUAUUUUUUUUUGUUUGUUUGUUUUAUCAUCAUUGUUUUAUUAUUGAACUCUGGCUUUGGGUUUGCUGUGGAUUGGGUGCCCUGAAGCCGCUGUUGGGACGCUUUUGAGACAUUGUGCUUUAUGGCAGUCUGGGUGCCGUAGGUCGCUCUUGAAACAUCAGCAUUCCAGUGUCAUGAUAUCUGUAAGAAAAACAAAUGAGAGAGAACAUUUAAUAAA
This is a messenger RNA of Epinephelus fuscoguttatus (brown-marbled grouper), 2689 nucleotides long. RefSeq names its product WW domain containing oxidoreductase (gene wwox). Gene Ontology annotation, molecular function: protein binding. NCBI's taxonomy places the organism in Eukaryota, Metazoa, Chordata, Actinopteri, Perciformes, Serranidae. The record is from RefSeq and is a predicted model, not a curated record. The transcript is spliced from 10 exons. Bases 215 to 1453 code for a protein of 412 amino acids.